Molecule: messenger RNA, 3948 nt
Organism: Caenorhabditis auriculariae
Lineage: Eukaryota; Metazoa; Nematoda; Chromadorea; Rhabditida; Rhabditidae
Source: the annotation of a GenBank genome assembly
AUGCUGCGGUCCACGAAUGUCAUCGCCGUUGGCCGUCAAUCAUCAAGAAACUUGAGAUGGUAUAACUUCUAAUGUUUUCAGUUAUUUGGUUGAAUUUUGGUGAGAAAGAGAGAAUUAUCAAGCCUUUUUCUCAGCCUAAUGGUGUAAAACGAAAUUUUUUUGGCUUUUUUUUUUCUUUUCAGUGAUUUAUAAAUUUCAGCAAGCAUUCUUUGACGGGUGAUGACUACCAGUUCCUUCAGAGAAGCGAGAUCCCGUCCUAUCACUUCCAAAAAAGUUUGCGUCGUUUGCCGAUCCCCAAACUUGUCGACAGUGUCAAAAGGUUUGUUUUUUCUCACCUCAAACUUGAAAAUCUCUCAGGUAUUUGGCUGCGGCAAAGGUCGUACUUCCUGGAGACGUUUACAACAAGACGGAAAAAUCGAUCCGAGAGUUUGAGAAGAGCGAAGGACCUGGUGAGUUUCUGUGAUGUUUGGCCUUAUUCAAAAUCUGGUUCAGAACUGCAAAAAGGCCUGUUGGAGUACGACCGGAACCACAAGGACACGAGUUACAUCUCGGAGCCUUGGUUCGACAUGUACCUGAGAGACAGAGUUCCAGUGGCCGUCAACUACAACCCCUUCAUGAUGUACGCUCCUGACCCCGACAACAAGUUCAACCACCAGGUUCUACUUCUGAAGUCCCUUAAGGCUGAAAUCACUCUCAAUAGCUCUCCCGAGCCACCAACUUUGCCAUCUCCUACGCGCGUUUCAAGCGUUCUUUGGAUAAGAAUGUUCUGGCCCCGGAAGUUUUCCACUUGAACCCAAAGCAAAGCGACACGAAGCUGUUCCGGACAGUUUGCAAGUGAGGCUCACCAUUAUGACCCCAUAAAAGAAUCUCCUUCAGAACGCUGCCGCCGAGCCUUUCUUGGUUCGGGGCCGUUGCCUUCAAGGCCUUUCCACUGGACAUGAGUCAGUACAAGUCUUUGUUCAACGGCACACGCGUUCCCAAAAAAGACAAGGACUUUCUAUAUUCAGUUUUUAUCAUUUUCCUCUUCUUUUCACGAUUUUUGAUUGGCAGGACACCACUCAGAAACACUUUCUCGUCAUGUACAAGGGUGCCUUAUUUGCCGUUAGAAUCUUCGACGAUAAAGGUACUUUUACGGAGAAAUGACCCUGAUCAAAGCGAAUUAAGGGGAAAUCUUGCCGGCCGAAGAAGUUCAGGCUUCUCUUGCCCAUAUUCUGCAGAAUACGGAGGAGAAGCCGAACGACUCCUGCGUCGGUAGCUCUUUCCAAUUCGAAAAGUUGUAUUUUUGAACAUCUGAAGGGUCGCUGACUUCAUUGGAACGCAAUUUGUGGGCACAAACUCGACAGGAGUUGGAAGCGGCCGGAAACGGCGAAAAUCUUAAGAAAGUUGGUUUUUUUUUCACUAUUUUGGCGAUCAUUUUGGAAGUUUAGAUUGAUGGUGCACUUUUUGCAAUUUGUCUUGACGAUUUGAAAACUCAAGAUCAUAAGAGGUUCGAUUUUCUUCAGAAAAGCUUUUGAUAAAUUUUUUGAAGACUGGUCAAAUCUUUGCUGAUCGGAGACGAGGCCAAAAACCGAUGGUUCGACAAAUGUUUCCAGUUGAUCGUCGACGGUUUUUAUAUCCUCAAACUCGUCAAGAUUGUUCAUUUCUUCAGCCAACGGCCAGGCAACUAUCAACUUCGAACAUUCUUGGGGCGACGGCGUCGCUGUUCUUCGUCUCAUGGAAGAGUCCUUCAGGUGAGACAAACUGCAGGAAAUCUUUCAAAUGGGUUUUAUUAUCAAAAAUAGUUGAGAUUGUGUUAGAACGAUUCAAUAAAUGAAUCUUUACCUUGUGAAUUGGUCAGAAGCUCUUUCUUUUGGUGCUGAUGGAUUUAUUCGGCUUUUCAGCCUCCUUUUCCUUAACAUUCCCCUCUCAAUUAUUCUAUUUAUUCUUUGAAAAAAAUGAAAAUUUCAACAAGGAGAGAAGAAAAUAGAAAGAUCUUCGAAAGUCUUAUUUAGCGAAUCCUCUUUCUGGCCGAAUUCGUUUUGGGAAACAAAAAUGUUUAAGAGACACGAACAAGCAUCAUUUUGUCGGUCCUGACGACACUCCAACGUCUCCGAAGCAAGAAAAUGUCAAAGAGAUCGGUAUGUUCGAAGAUUUGAUUUUUCAUCUUAAAAACUUUUCCUCAGAGUUCAAACUGACGGAUUCUUUGAAAAAACGGAUAGAAGAUGCGCAAAAGUCUCACGUCGAGGCCAACGCGGACCUCGACUUCGCCACCAUGGAAUUUCCUGGUCUCACGCGUGGAUCCAUCAAGAAGACCAAGCUUUCCCCGGAUUCCGUUAUGCAACUGGCCAUUCAGGUAUAGUUCUCUCAAUGUUUCUGAUCUCCGCUCCUUUUGUAGAUCGCCUUCUAUAAAACAUACAAGGAAUUCGUACCGACCUAUGAAUCUUGUUCAACUGCAGCUUUCCUGAAAGGCCGCACCGAAUGCAUGAGGUAAAAGGAUACUGCCACAGAAAAAUUAUUUCAUUGAAAAGGUAUCAUAGCAGAACUAUUUAUUGAAACUUGAGGAAGUUUUGCAGUUUUUUUUUUGAUGUCUUUGAAUUUCGAAAACACAUUUUUCAGUUUUUGUAUUUCAGUUUCGCGUUAUGAAGCCCAAAAGUUUUUCAAUUUCACGAAAGAAAAGAGAAAUUUAAGCGUGUCAUGAAUCGGUUAAAACGCAACUAUGUGAUAUUCUUUUUCCACGAAAUCUAAGGACCCUAAGUUAUUUCUCUGAAAAUUUUCUGAUGAGUUUUUCAACGAGCUGAAAAGCAAAAAGUAAAAGCCUGUUAAAUCUGAUGUUUAGAUUGAAAAUCUUUACAAAGUUUUCCUGAAGGGCAAAUCCGGUCUAGUUUCUGUUCACCUAAUUUUGCUUUUCUUUUUCUCUUCACCUAAUUUUUUAUCUAAGCUUUUGCGGGCUUUUCUAGCAAAUGAUUGGAUUUUCCAGAUCGGCGACGGCUGCGACACGAGAAGCGACAUUGGCGAUUGUGGAAGGCAAAAAAGACGUCCUUCCAUUGCUCACCGAAUGUUCGAAUCAGCACGGUCAACUAGUCAAAGAAGCCUCUAUGGGUCUCGUUUCCUCUCAUUUCCCUCAGAGGAAAAAUGUUUAGGCCAGGGAUUCGAUCGGCACCUUCUUGGUCUGAAAAUCACUGCUCAGAGACAAGGAAAAGAUCUCCCUCAGUUCUUUGAGGUGGGUUUUGGAGUUUGUCGAAUAUUUAGUUGGGAAGUAUCAAAAUACUAAUAUUUUAUUAUGACGUCGUGUUUAUAAAACACUUGGAAUAGAAAUUUUUUUCGAAAUCGGGAACAAUUCCAUUAAGAAAAGGAAAAAAAUGAAAUUUAAAAAAAUCGUUGAGCUUUUAAAUUUCUUCCAGGCCUUUUGAAAAAAAUACAUGCUGUUGAGUAGAAAAAGUUUAUGUUUUGAACGAAUUACUUUUUUUCAGGAUAGCGGAAGAAAAAAAGAUGAAUUAUUUCUCCAGUUUGUUGUUUGAUUUUUUUAAAAAGGGACUGAGAGAGAUUUUUUUAUAGUACACUUGAUGUGAUCUCAGUAAGAGUUUUUUUCGAGACGGAGGGUCAAUAAUUUAUUUAAUUUUUUUACAAAAAGUUCAUUUUGAGGACGACGGAUACAAGCGAAUGGGCCAGUUCGUCCUCUCGACAAGUACUCUUUCCACGGAAACUAUCGUCUUUGGUGGUUUCUAUUUCAGGAUUUCCUCUUCUAAAAGUCAUGAAAUCCAGGAUUUGGCCCAGUUGUGAAGGACGGCUUCGGAAUCGGCUACAACGUAGUCGCCUCCAAACUCGGCGCCGUAAUUUCAAGCAACAAGGUGCUCCUUUUUUCGACUUUCCUCCGAUAUCCAUUGAUUGCAGUCAAAACGCGACGCCGCCAAGUUCUCGGAAGCUCUUCACGAAAGUUUGGAUUUGCUCAAGAGAAUCCUCAAAGUUUGA